Lingula anatina is the source of this 3452-nucleotide messenger RNA. Its product is annotated as IQ motif and ankyrin repeat domain-containing protein 1-like. Lineage: Eukaryota; Metazoa; Brachiopoda; Lingulata; Lingulida; Lingulidae. The record is from RefSeq and is a predicted model, not a curated record.
CAAGGCCCAGAAUAAGAACCUAUGUUUGCAAAACGAUAUUGAGCAAUCUGGACACCCAAUACCCCCUGGUAGGUGACCUAGUUUUAAAACCGAUCCAGUAAAUGACCCAGUUCUGCACCGUUGCUACAACAACCGAUUACAGCGCAUUCAGCGGCUCGAGCUGUCGUCCUGAUUUUAACGCCCCGCCAGCAGGUAUAAACAUAAACAUAAAAGAAUUGGCUGGAGUUCUAUUUGCAGAGGAAAAUAAUAAAGUCCGAGCAUCUGGAAAAUGGCCUCUUCUAGUUGAUCCAUCAGGAAUCUCAGGGACCUUUCUCAAGUACCGGCAUGUCAACUACAUUGAUGCCUUUAACCCCAGUGAAAUGGAACCAGACAGAAUCAGAAUGGCCCUGCUAGGAGCACUGAAGUUUGCCAAAGCCUUAGUUGUGGAUAUGAAUGAAGUGGACAUGUUUGAUACUGUGGUUACAAGAUUUGAAGAAAUACAAAAGGGACUUAUGGAUAAGAUCAUGGACCAAAGUAUCUUAACCAUUGACAAUUACAAGAGCCUCAUGAAGGAUGGUGAUCCACCAGAAUUUGAAGUCGACCCACAUAAGACCUACCUGAUGGAGGAAACCAUGAAGCAGUUCAUGUUCAUCCUCAUUACCAAGAGUCCAGAACCAUCUAUGGAACUAAAGAAGAAAAUGUUUGUAGUAACAAUAGGAUAGAGAGAUCAGACUGGUGCAUUGUGUUUUGCAAAGUCUUCUGAGUGGUGAAAACAGUAUUAUAUUCUAGUUUCUCUUUUUUUUUUUUUUUUUGAUAAUGUUUUAUGAUAUUUAGCAAAUACUUACUCUCUAUUUAAGGUUUAACCUUUAUAUUUGGUAAAUGUUAUGGAGGAAUUGAUAGUUGUAAUGUUAAAUAAUCAAGGUAUUAUUAAGGUUAAUAUCUGUUUUAGAGUAACCAGGUGCAGGGCUGUCCCAUUUACCGGUACUGUUCAACUCUAGUCACUAUGCUCAGGGCUGGAGAGGGGGGGAGGGUUUUGAAAAAAAUCUUUUCUUCUUUAUAAAAUAUUAGGUUUGGGGGAGAUAUUUGAAGAAAAUCUUUUUAUCUUUGCAAUAGUGUUAGAUUUUCCUUUCUCUCAUUCAAUUAGAAGUCUCUUAUUUUCCCUUCAAUCAGCAUCUAGGUGAGCAUCAGAGACUUAUACAUCUACAUAUGAAACCCCCUCCUCCGCAAUCGUUUUUAUCAGUCUAAAGCCCAGAUAUUGUAUUGAAUUAAGGGUGCCAAAAAUAAUGUAAAGAAAUCAAGUGAUAAAGCUGUUUUACAAAUAUUUCAGGUCUUUUACUUUUUUGUUGCUGUUUUGUUUUGUUUUGUUAAAAACCUUAAUAACAAAAGUUUUAAAGGGUAAUUGUUGUAUUUCUAGGCAUCUUUAUUUCUGUGAUCGGCUUUAUAGAAAAUAUUCAUGAAAUCCAUGAAAAGGAAUAUUCCAGAAAGAUUGUGUUGUUACAUGAUGUUAAGAUUACAACAACUUCAAAAAAUGCAAUAUUGUUGAUUUUUAAUUCAUUGUGUGACUUUAUUUAAUUCUAGCACAAAAAAAUGUCAAAAAAAGUUUUCUCUGUGAUGAUGUGUCAGGUUUUUGAUAAUUCACUGAGCUGAAUUUCUUUUAGAUUUAUUGAUAAAUCACAAUUCUGACCUGAAGGAGUUGGUUUCUUCAAUUUUUCAAUUUCCACCUACUCAAAACAUGGAAGAAAAAAAACUUUGCUCAACUUCUUUGUCCUUACACCAUCAAGCCACCAUAAAACUUUUCAAAGGCCAAAAAAGCUCAGCACCUUAAAAAAGUGGAUAAUAGGUCAUGAAGAGGGUAUUUUACCUGUCAUACAACUGAGCCCAAUGUUGAAUGUGAGACCUUGAGGGCAUAUUACAUGUCUCUUUAAUGGCCUGGUAUGGGACCACCUUGAGCCAGAAAAACCAAUGGCAGAACUAGUGUUGUCAGUUAUACUUUUUAAAACUGGAUUGGUGUCAUAGAUGCAUUCCUUCUGUAUUUGUGCAUUAUUCCACAGUAAAUAAUGAAAUAAACAGUUGAUAUAAAUAUUGUAACCUAUGUAAGGUGGGCAGCCAUGCAAGAACAAAAUCCGUCUGAUAUCAUACAUACUUUAUUCAUUUCUACAUUGAACAGUUAGCAUCAUACAGCAAUGUACAGGAAUAACAAUGUGUUUAUUUGUGUAUGCACAAUUAAGGCAGUAACAAUUCUGGGAACAAUAAUGUAUAGAAUAAAGUAUACAUGCCAACCUGAGAUUUCAUACAUACACAGACAAAGAGUAGCAACUUUUCUAUGAGUAUAAUGAUAAUAAUUGUAUUUGUCUCUUAUUAGUGAUUUAUUAAAUAAUACAUUAACAACAGUUUUAUCUAUUUUAUUUAAUACUUAUAUUAAAUAUUUGAUCAGAGCUUAAUCCUUUUCCUCUCACAAACAUUUAUAUUGCAUGACAUGUACGGUAGGUUAGAGAGACUGUACACAUGUAUAUCAUAUACAUGUGUACAGUCUCUCCAACCUACAUAUAAUAUGUACCUGUGUACUGUUUAGUGGUCAAUAAAAUUUAUUACUAUUUACAAUAUUACAAUGCCAUUAUCAAAGACCUAAUCCCACAUGUGAAUUAUUACUCUACUGGGAAUUUUUUUGAAAUUUGAAAAUUCAGUAAAUACUAUGAUGUAAUGGAUGAUUAUGCCAUGGAUUUCCUUAAAUAAUCUCUAUGGAACUAUUCUACCGUUGAAAUAAUGAAGUUGAUUAUUAUAUUAUGGUUACAAUAUUGGACUUUCUGUUGAACCUAUGCUUGAUUAGAAUAUUUUUUGAAUUAAUGGAACUGAACACAAUAAGGGCGUUUGUUGCACUGAACACAAUAAGAGGGUUUCAGUUGAAAGAAUUAACGUGGGGCUUACUUUGCCUGAAAAAUAUAAAAAAUAUCUUAAAGGUACAGGGGUACGUCAUAUCAUUUUCACGACAAUGAAAACAGAUUUUGAUAGCAUUUUGGACACUUUUCCAUCAAUGCAAAAUGGACAUUUCGCCUAAUUUAUUCAUCCAUUCAACACUCCGCAUACAAACACCUAUGCGUAAUUCAGAUUUCACGUAUAACAAUUAGUGUAGUUUGAUGUUUAUCCCAGACGUAAAAUGGUUAUUGUUACCUCCCUAAGGCUAAUUGUGAAAAUAAUUACAGCAGAGCUGUUUUCAAUCUUUAUCAAUUUGAACUUGCAUAUUUCAUAAUCAUUUGUGACCUAUAGAUCAAUUUAAAUUUGCGUAGUCUGUACCCUUGCUUAGAAUAAAUUUCAAUUAAAAUUUGUGAAGUAACUAAGCAAAUGUACUUAUACUCAUCAAAUUUUUCCGUUAUAUUGAACAGUUCUUGGCCAGUGGUUGUAAAACUAGAGGAUCAGAGAGGCGAUACCACCUCCGAAUAUUGUACCACCAGCUGGAGCAAGCGCAUUCGUAUAGA